UUAAUAUCCAUUUUCAAUCAAAUUAAUUCUUCCAUUUAUGUGUUUUUCUGUCUAAACUUAAAUAGCACCAUCAGACUUUUUAGUUCUGCUAAAAGGCAACACACCCGUUACCAAAUUCAGCGAAAUUUGAUUGUUUUCAAGAACUGAAAGUCGCUUUCUUUCCCUGUGAAGUCUUUCAAUUUUUAGCGGCGGCGGCGCUGGGGAUGGGAGAUAUGGACUCCGGCGAUCGACUUCCGAGGAGACGAAAGAGUCUAAUGCGGCGGUGGUUAGGGAUGAAAGGGGUCAGUUGUUGCGGCGCCUCGUGGGGUCUCGCUCCGGCCGCUGUCAGCCUCAUAGUCGACGACGGAGGCGGCGGCGGAGGCGGCGAGGAAGUCCGGCGAGCGGAAAUUGCGGAAAUGGGUAUGCAAAAUCCGCCGGAGAACGAGUCAGAGCCGGAGUGCACGGCGGGAUCAGGGACGAAUCUUGCUGCUGCGCUGGAGGCUGAGCGGCAGUACAGGGCGGCCGUCGACGGCGGGCAAGUGGGGCCCAGCAACCGCGCGGCGGAUGACGGUGGCGAUGCAAUUAAACGGCCGGCCACCAGAAUGUCGUUGAUGAGGUUGUUGGAGGAAACGGACGGCGGCGAUGCAGGGGAGAUGCAGAUGGGGAGCGAUUCGGUGUGCUGCGUGUGCAUGGGAAGGAAGAAGGGCGCGGCGUUCAUCCCGUGUGGACACACUUUUUGCAGGGUGUGUUCGACUGAGUUGCGGUUGAACCGAGGUUGCUGUCCUCUCUGCAACACAUUGAUUCUUGAGAUUCUUCACAUUUACUAAGAAAAAAGUAUCAAAGACUGUCAGAUUGAUGCUGGAGAUUUGUGUUCUUGUUUGGGACGUUUUCGUUGGGCAAGUUGUAUGAGUGGCGUUGAUAUGGAAAUUAAUGGGAUUGACCUCUACCCUAAUUAUGGAGGACAAGUGUGAUAAUGGGGUGUUUGGCAAUGGCGGUUGAGUGUUGGCUAAUUGAUGACAUCGGAUUUUGUCGACUGUUUUGAUUGGCUGAUAAUGUUAGUUGUUUAAAAAUCAGUAUUUGGUUAAAUGAUUGUUGACAAUUGGCUGAUAGCUUGUUAAAUUACUUUUAAGGACAUCAAUUAAUUUGGUUUUUAUUAACUACUUUUAUACUACGUAUAUGUUCACACGUU
Messenger RNA from Cuscuta epithymum, 1168 nucleotides. Lineage: Eukaryota; Viridiplantae; Streptophyta; Magnoliopsida; Solanales; Convolvulaceae. The record is from the annotation of a GenBank genome assembly.